Messenger RNA from Dictyostelium discoideum AX4, 1302 nucleotides. RefSeq lists its product as hypothetical. NCBI's taxonomy places the organism in Eukaryota, Evosea, Eumycetozoa, Dictyosteliales, Dictyosteliaceae. Gene Ontology annotation, cellular component: oligosaccharyltransferase complex; membrane. The record is from RefSeq and is a predicted model, not a curated record. The coding region runs from base 1 to 1302 and encodes 433 amino acids. Gene Ontology annotation, biological process: glycoprotein biosynthetic process. The transcript has 5 exons.
AUGGAAUCAUUAAUUGAAUUACCAUUUAAUUUUUUAAAAUGUCCAAAAAUGAAAUUAAAAGUACCAAAUAUCAGUAAACCAUCACCAAUGACAAUGUUUUCAGUAAUUUUCUUUUCAUACUUUUUAGUAUCAAGUGGUAUUAUUUAUGAUUUAAUUCAAAACCCACCAUCAAUUGGUUAUGAAAGAGAUGAACGUGGUAAUUCAAGACCAGUAGUAUUCCAAAUGUAUCGUAUCAAUGGUCAAUAUAUUAUCGAAGGUCUUUCAGCAGGUUUCAUAUUUUUAUUGGGUGCUUUAGGUUAUAUCAUUUUAGAUUUAAAUGCCAAGAAAAACAACUCCUAUCUUUUUGCCAUUGGUUUAGCUUUAAUCGUUGCAACUUAUAAUAUUGCCAUCGUUUUCAUUCGUAUGAAAAUACCAGAAUAUCUUAGAGAUAGAAAUGACCAAUUAAAUGACCAAAAUUUAUCACUAUUUAGAAUUAUUUACGAUAUGAGGGAGUUGAUGGUAAAAUUUUAUAAUUUCCCUAAAAAAGAAAAAUAUUUACUUUCAGAAUUAGAUUCAAAAGAUAUUGAAAUUCAAGAUAUAAAAAACAAAUUGAAUCAAGAUUUAAUUAAUUUAGAAAAAAAAUUAAAUCAACAAAUUGAAAAAGAAAAUAACGAAAGUAAAUCAAAACAAAUAUUAAUUGAUGGAUUACAAAAAACAAUUCAAGAUAUUGAAUCACAAAAAUUUAUUGAUAAUAAUGAAUAUGAAAAUAGAAUUCAAGAAUAUAAAAUUAAAAUUCAAGAAUAUCAAGAAAAACUUAAUGAUCGAUUAAAAAGUGAAACAAGGUUAAAGGAUGAAUUACAAUUGGUACUAAAUUCUAAAAAUGAUGAAAUUAUUAAUUUAGAACAAGGUAAAAAAGAAUUUGAAAAGCAAAUUGGGGAAAUAAAUAGAGAAAAUGAACAAUUAAAAAUAAAAUUAUCAAACUAUCAACAAAAGAUAUUACAAUACCAACAACGUCAACAUCAGCCACAACAACAACAACAACAACAACAACAACAACAACAACAACAACAACAACAACAACAACAACAACAACAACAACAACAACAACAACAACAGCAACAACAAAAUCAACAGCAACAAUAUCAUCAGCCAAUAGUUGUACAAAACCCUCUACAUCUAAAUAAUAACAAUAAUAGUAAUACGCCAAAUGCCAACAAUAAUAAUAGUGGUGGUGGUGGUGGUAAUGGCAAUCAUUUGAAUAACUACGGUAUCAGUGUCCCAAUUAAAAAAUCAUCCUUAUCAACAAGGAAAUCAUUUAAUUAA